This is a messenger RNA of Ostrinia furnacalis (Asian corn borer), 594 nucleotides long. RefSeq lists its product as uncharacterized. Gene Ontology annotation, molecular function: nucleic acid binding; zinc ion binding. The coding region runs from base 31 to 498 and encodes 155 amino acids. The record is from RefSeq and is a predicted model, not a curated record. The transcript has 2 exons. Lineage: Eukaryota; Metazoa; Arthropoda; Insecta; Lepidoptera; Crambidae.
UACAAAAAUGCUGUUCGAAUUUCGUGUGCCAUGGAAGCCGCGGAGCGGGAUGCAGCGGCGGUGGAGCGCGCGCCGGAGGGCGAGGCCGCGCCCGUGCACGUGGUGGCGGCGCGGCGGGGGCGCGGGGCCGGCCAGCAGGCGCGCGGGGCCGGCGGCACACGCGGGCGGCACAGUGGACAAGACAACUCGAAAACAAAAUGCUAUGCGUGCGGGGCGCAAGACCAUUGGAGCGACAGUUGCCGGUAUAGCAGCUUCGUGUGCGGAGGGUGCAAGCAGAAGGGUCACCUGCGGCGAGUGUGCCCGAAGCGACGGCAAGGAGGCACCGGGGCCAGCGGGAAUAACAUGGUGGCUCACGUGCAUGCGGCGGACAACAGUACAGACCGGUUGGACCAGGCGCCACGGUACGGAGACGACGAGCAAGCUGAAUCGGGAGAAGAGGACUGGCCUGUUGAAGAAGAGUUACAUCAACUCAGUCUAAACAGUUACAAGGCGAUAUAAGGAGCUGUUCACGGAGGGCCUGGGCCGGUUCAGAGGAGGCGCGGCGCGGCUGCAGGUGCGCGAGGGGGCGACGCCGGUGUUCUGCCGCGCGCGGCC